Messenger RNA from Colias croceus (clouded yellow), 1533 nucleotides. Its product is annotated as toll-interacting protein-like. Bases 95 to 925 code for a protein of 276 amino acids. The record is from RefSeq and is a predicted model, not a curated record. Gene Ontology annotation, molecular function: ubiquitin binding; ubiquitin conjugating enzyme binding. Gene Ontology annotation, cellular component: cytoplasm. Gene Ontology annotation, biological process: ubiquitin-dependent protein catabolic process. Lineage: Eukaryota; Metazoa; Arthropoda; Insecta; Lepidoptera; Pieridae. The transcript has 8 exons.
UGUUCCUGUGUUGUUCGCAUAUUCUAAUUGCUUAUUUUUCUCCCAAGUUUGUUAAAACAUUGUUUAAUUGUGAGUGUGCAUUGAUAUAAACGAAAUGGCAGCAACUACAAAUGAAUCUACGGAAGAGCGACGUCGCCGGGUGUUACUGGGUCCGCUGCCAGCUGGUUUCCUCAGAGCAGAUGCACCUGCAGACACCGUGGACGCAGAUUACCAAGCUGCGUUGGCCCUCCAACAGCAGUUGUGUGGAGCUACGAUGCCGCCGGCCGGCCCGCCUCUCACAGCUCGGCUGAGCGUCACCAUCGCGCAAGCGAAACUUGUCAAGAAUUAUGGCCUCACCCGCAUGGACCCGUACGUGCGCCUGCGCGUCGGCCACUGUAUAUACGAAACGCAAACGGACCCCAGCGGCGGGAAAACACCCAAAUGGAACAAAAUGAUACAUUGCCUCUUACCUCCAGGCGUAAAUUCCAUCUACCUGGAGAUUUACGACGAAUGCUCGUUCACAAUGGAUGAGCUGAUUGCCUGGACCCACAUCACGAUACCAGCUGCUGUUCUCAAUGGUGAAACUCACGAAGACUGGUAUCCCUUGAACGGGAAACAGGGCGACGGUGUUGAGGGGAUGAUCAAUCUCGUUCUCAGCUAUUCGGUGGGCCCAGCAACAGUAGCAACGUUCCCACCGGUGCUGGUGGUGCCCAGCACGGGCGUGGGCUACGCGACCAUGCCGGUGUACCCUGCGCCCUACCCGCACCCGCAGCAACAGCAGCAGCAGCAACAACAGCAACAGCAGCAACAGAUCACUGAGGAGCAACUGGCGCAGAUCCAAGAGAUGUUCCCGAGCAUCGAUAAGGAUGUUAUAAAAUCCGUAGCUGAAGCGAACCGCGGGAACAAGGAGGCAACUAUUAACUCGCUAUUGCAAAUGUCAGAAUAGAUGUUAUAAUAUAUAUGUUCUGUCUAACGUCUAGUUUAUUGGAAAAAUUAUCAUAGUUAAAAGUUAAUAUUAAUAUUUUCAUCGACAUCAUCACCACAUUAAAAUAGCUUUAAAGAACUAAUCUUAAUCUAUAAAAAGUUCUUCAUAAAAUACCUGAAAUGUAACUUACGUAAAUAAAGUUUAUCAUCUUUGUUCAUUCAUCAUCAUCACAUUGACGUACUAUAAACAUAAAUUAACUAAACUCCCAAUCGUUCUAAAGUUGUUCAAAAAUGUCCUAACAUCGUUGUAUAUGUACAUAUAAAACGUUCAUUCAAAUUAACACCUUAUUUCGUGGCAGUAAUGUUCAAAGUCUAUUGUAUGCGCUCAUUAGAAAACUCUGCCUAAUAGACGCAAAGGCAGAGUAUUGUUUAGGACAAUUUUCAAGCGCGAUUGUGAUUUUAGUUGUAUAUUGUACGUCAAUGCAUCACCAUAAUUAUUGAUAUCACCAUCAUCAACGAAAUCAUUAAAAAUAAAUAUAAUUAAUCAUAAAAAUGCCAUCUUUAUGUGUUUUUGCUCCCAUUGAAGAGACACUUGCCUUCUAUAAAAUUGCCAUAUGUAAAAUUAUGUUU